AUGACCAGUUUUUCCAACUGGCCUUGUCUGCAGUCUCUACCGGCAACCGAGCCUCCCCUCGUUCUCGUAAUCGAAGUCUUCUGCUUGCCCACAUUUACGCAACCACUUGGCCAGCAUACGGGCCAAUCUGGUUGCAGUGGUAACUGCUCAUUAUCUCCGGUCUCUGGGUCACUCAGGGCUGCUCAACUGGGAGUGCGACACAAGAGCAUUGCUGCCAGACAAAUCAGCAUGUCCUGCCAAAUUACUUGUGGGUCUUUUCUCAUCUUUUCUGAUUUUGCGCGCAAACCGUCGUCUGAUCGCGAGAUUGGGGGGCUCUCGAAAGUCGAUCCGCCAAUUUGUAUGAACAGGUCUGGUCCGACAAGCAAGAAGGGUUGGGAAAUUGCAUUCAUAUCAGCUCGACACUUCCAUGCCAUCUUUCAUCCCCCUGCUCUGCUUAUCCAUUCUUUGUUUCCAACCCUUCACCUUUAUUGUCUCUAG
This is a messenger RNA of Protopolystoma xenopodis, 477 nucleotides long. The record is from the annotation of a GenBank genome assembly. NCBI's taxonomy places the organism in Eukaryota, Metazoa, Platyhelminthes, Monogenea, Polystomatidea, Polystomatidae.